AUGCAGAGCCGCGCUCAUGUCCCGACCCACCAGCACUUCCAGAGUUCAGACUUGCGCCAGUCCGGCACAAGUCCGAGUGCUAUGCAGGGCCUGUUGAAUGCUACAGAACAGAGACCCCUAGUGGCCACAAGACAGAGGUCAGAAAUGACUGAUGUGGAGCCUGUGGUUACAGAUUUUGCAGCAUCAGGAAGAUCAGGUCGCCGCAAUGCCUUACCAGAUAUUUUAGGUUCUCCAGCAGGAGCUGAGACUUCAGAUCUGCCACAGAAACUAGCGGAGCUCUGUGUAUCUCAAGAUGAAGGAGCUGAAGGAGGAGGAACAUCUUCAGGAGAAACUCCUGCUGAAACUCCAGAAGAAAAAUCUGAUACCUAAGAGUCAUCUUGGGACUGUGAUAAACAUAAUUGACCUUCUCUGAUGGACAAUGGGCCCAAUGGGCGGACUAUGCAACAGUUUGUAUGGGGACAAUACAUCUCUAAGUACUUAGCUCUUAUGAAUAGAACUAUAUUUUCUACUCUAGAUGGAGAACAGGUUGAAGAUGCAUUUAGAAAAGAGCUAUAUGACGAUGAAUGUUCCUUGGGCUGUAAUUUAUAAAACCUAUUGUUUGAAAACAACCUACAGCCUUCAACACAAUAGCCACUGCAGUAGUAUCAGGUAUUGUUAAGUUGUUUGUACUCUUCAAUAUAAGUACAGAACAGUAAUGGCUUUGUUGUUUAGUAUACUUAGGAAACUGUUUCAUGAGUAACGCCACCACGUCUUAUAGAUUUCGUUCAAUGUAAAUCACCGCAAGAAUUAGGUGACCUUAAAAUAUUGCUCCAGAAUUAUUGUCUGUCUCUGGAAGGGAGAAAUACAUAAAGGCAACCAUGUUCCUAGUGCCUUAUUGUCAUUAGUUUUAUAUGUGACAACCCCGUAACCUGACAGCUGAGCUCGUGUAACACUUGCCACAUGAAAAAUUGGUGGAACAGUAGCCAGCGACCUAGCUGCAUCUCUGUGUGUCACUUUCUCAGCUAAUGUAGCAAUGUAUGUGGUUUUGGUUGUUUGAUAUGAAAAUAAACAUGAUAUUGUCAUUGCUGCUGUCAUGUGUAACUUGUAAUGCUAAUGCACAUUCCUCAGGGAUGAAUGAUUAUACAAGAUAUUUCUUAUUAAACUGUUUAUCUGCCUAACAAGAUCGUGGCUAUAAAUAAAACACUGAUUUCUAAGCAAGAUGAACACAUUUACAUGAGGCAUUUCUAACCCAGCUGGGAGUAACAUUCUGUGCAGUUGCUGCAUCUGCUAAUAAUUCAAAAUACAAUAUGCCUAGAGAAAGAUAAGUAGAACAUGGCACUGUAUUAUGUAAUGACUGAAUUGUAAUCCCAGUACAUGUAUAUAACAGAUGUACCAUCAGUCCAGGCUUCUGUUGCCAUGAAUAACCUUAAAACAGAAUGUAUCUUUUGCAUGACUCUAGAGAUAUAACUGACAGGAGAAGAUAAUAUUAUAAAAUGUUAAACAUAUAAAAUGC
Molecule: messenger RNA, 1492 nt
Organism: Hyla sarda
Lineage: Eukaryota; Metazoa; Chordata; Amphibia; Anura; Hylidae
Gene: PKIB
Product: cAMP-dependent protein kinase inhibitor beta
Exons: 3
Coding region: 1-369 (122 amino acids)
Biological process (GO): negative regulation of cAMP-dependent protein kinase activity
Cellular component (GO): nucleus; cytoplasm
Molecular function (GO): cAMP-dependent protein kinase inhibitor activity
Source: RefSeq, a predicted model, not a curated record